GGGCACAUAGAACCUCUACUUUUCUCGCUCACUCUUUGACAAUUCUCACAUCUCUCACUCUAUAUAUCACUUUACGGGAUUUACAUAAACCACUAUUCAACACACAACCCUUUUCUCUUUAGCUCAAUCUCCCAUGAUGGCUUCUUUACGAGCCCUCCUCUUGCUCACAUUGUCUAUGGUUUUAAUCCCCUUCUCUUUAGCUCAAGCUCCCAUGAUGGCUCCUUCUGGCUCAAUGUCCAUGCCACCAAUGCCUAGUGGCGGCUCUCCGAUGCCAAUGAUGACUCCACCACCUAUGCCUAUGAUGACUCCACCACCUAUGCCUAUGGCACCACCACCUAUGCCAAUGGCACCACCACCUAUGCCUAUGACUCCACCACCUAUGUCAAUGACUCCACCACCUAUGCCAAUGACUCCACCACCAAUGUCCAUGGCUACACCACCUAGCCCAGGCCCUAGCCCAGCAUCAGUCCCUGAUAUGGCUUCGCCUCCGAUGCCAGCAAUGGAGUCUUCUCCUUCUCCGGGACCGGGGCCCAUGCCACCUGCUAUGGCCUCGCCGGACUCUGGAGCUUUCAAUGUAAGAAUCAACGUCAUAGCACUUUUGUUCGUUGUUGCAGCCCAUUUGCUUCUCGUUUAAGAUUAUUACUGAAUUAUUGGUCAACAUCGUUUUCGUGUAAUUUUACUUUCAUUUUUUCGAGCCAAUUGUUUUUCAUCGUUUUAUCAUAUUUGAGUUUGUGUUGAUAUGUACGAUUCAGACAUUUGUUUGCUUUAUCAAUCUAUCGUUGACUCUAGUUGGUGUAUGUGAUGUAAACUCAUAUUGUCUAAUCCAAAUUGCC
Molecule: messenger RNA, 833 nt
Organism: Eruca vesicaria subsp. sativa (arugula)
Lineage: Eukaryota; Viridiplantae; Streptophyta; Magnoliopsida; Brassicales; Brassicaceae
Source: the annotation of a GenBank genome assembly